UGUGUGUGUGUGUGUGUGUGUGUGUUGAAAGAAGAAAGUAGGAUGGACGAGAAGAAUCAGAAAACGAUAGUUGUGAUUGGUGCAGGUGUCACUGGUCUUACUACAGCAGUAAGUUUAAUGGAAAAAGGAUAUAAAAAAGUGCUUAUUGUAGCCAAGCAUCUACCUGGAGACCUAUCUAUUGAAUAUACCUCACCCUAUGCAGGUGCUCACUGGCGAACCAUGGCGAAAAAUGAUGAUCAAUUACUUCAAAGAUUCGAUACGAUUAGUUAUAAAAAGUUUAUUCAACUUGCAGAGAAUAAUGAAAAGGAAUCUACGGGUAUCAUGAUAGUUCCUAGCUUUGAUUAUUAUGAUGAUGAUUCUAUUAUUGAGAAUACAGAUCCAUGGUUUAAAGAUGUAGUUCAAAAUUUUCAAUUAUUGACAGAAAAGGAUAAUUUACCUGAAGGAGCUAAAAUAGGACAUACUUAUACUACAGUUCUUGUUAAUACACCUGUCUAUUUAAAAUGGUUACUUUCUAAAUUUAAAUCUUUUGGAGGCCAUCUUGUACGCUAUUCACUCUCCCAUAUUGAUGAAAUUUUCAAUUUUUUGCACCAACAACAGCCAACAGAGAUGAAUAAAGAUGAACAGCACUUUGCUGUCAUUAAUUGUACUGGAUUGGGUGCUCGAUUCCUUGGAGGCGUACAAGAUAACGCUUUAUAUCCAACAAGAGGACAAACAGUCAUCAUUAAAGCAUCCCACAUUAAAAAGACGAUUACACAUGUAGGAAAACAAAAAAAUAUAAAUUACAUUAUUCCUAGAUCUGACGGGACUGUCAUUCUUGGUGGAACAGCCAACGAACAUGAUUUUAAUCCCUUUCCAGAUGAUACAGUUACAAAGUCGAUUUUAGAAAAAACGGUUAAUUUAUGUCCAGAGUUAAGAACGGAUCAUCAUCAACCUUUAGACAUCGUUAGAUAUGCUGUUGGUUUACGUCCUACACGUUUAGGUGGACCACGUAUUGAAAAUGAAAUUUUAUUUUCAAGAGAUAAAAGGAGAUCUGUACAGGUUACACAUGCUUAUGGACAUGGUGGAUUUGGGGUUCAAGCAAGUUGGGGUUCUGCUGAAUAUGUCAUUCAAGUCAUGGAAGAAAAAAUAAAUAAACAAGAACUUCAUCUUUCUAAACUUUAAUAAUAAUAAUAAUAAAAA
Messenger RNA from Cokeromyces recurvatus, 1179 nucleotides. RefSeq lists its product as uncharacterized. Gene Ontology annotation, molecular function: D-amino-acid oxidase activity; FAD binding. The coding region runs from base 43 to 1161 and encodes 372 amino acids. The transcript has 8 exons. The record is from RefSeq and is a predicted model, not a curated record. NCBI's taxonomy places the organism in Eukaryota, Fungi, Mucoromycota, Mucoromycetes, Mucorales, Mucoraceae.